UUUCCUUUUUUCCUUUUAGGCCCGGCAGUGCUUUCAGCAGCCGACAAAUAACAAAAUAACAAAAAAAGGAAAAGCCCCCCAUAAGAAAGGCCCCAGAUGUCGUCCAGACGAGCGUUCCUGCGCACUGCGGGCUCCGUGUGCCCGUCCCUGCUGCUCCUCUUCCUCCUGCUGGACGUGGGCGCCCGCCCUGCCAACCACUCGCUGCUGAAGGAGAGGCCGGGGGACGCCAGGGAGGAGAAGGAGAUCCUGCCCCCCGACCACCUGAACGGCGUCAAGAUGGAGCUGGACGGGCACCUGAACAGGGAGUUCCACCAGGAGGUGUUCCUGGGCAAGGAGCGCGACGCCUUCGACGAGGACUCGCAGCCCCGCAGGAACAGGAGGAAGCUGGUGGCCAUCUUCUCCAAGGUGGAUAUAAAUAACGACAAAAAAAUCAGCGCCAAGGAAAUGCAGCGUUGGAUCAUGGAAAAAACGGAUGAACAUUUCCAGGAGGCCGUGCAGGAGAACAAAAUGCAUUUCAGAGCUGUGGAUCCUGAUGGGGAUGGUCACGUUUCUUGGGACGAAUAUAAAAUUAAAUUCCUGGCCAGCAAAGGCUUCGACGAGAAGGAAAUGGCUGAGAAAAUCAAAAACAACGAGGAGCUGAAAAUCGACGAGGAGACGCAGGAGGUGCUGGACAACCUGAAGGAUCGCUGGUACCAGGCGGACAAUCCCCCCCCGGACCUGCUGCUGAGCGAGCAGGAGUUCCUGUCCUUCCUGCACCCCGAGCACAGCCGCGGCAUGCUGCACUUCAUGGUGCAGGAGAUCGUCCGUGAUCUGGAUCAGGACGGGGAUAAGAAGCUGACCCUGUCCGAGUUCAUCUCCCUGCCCGUGGGCACGGUGGAGAACCAGCAGGCUCAGGACAUCGACGACGACUGGGUGAGGGACAGGAGGAAGGAGUUCCAGGAGGUCAUCGACGCCAACCACGACGGCAUCGUCACCAUGGAGGAGCUGGAGGAAUACAUGGAUCCCAUGAACGAGCACAACGCGCUGAACGAGGCGCGGCAGAUGAUCGCCGUGGCCGACGAGAACCAGAACCACCACCUGGAGCUGGAGGAGAUCCUCAAGUACAGCGAGUACUUCACCGGCAGCAAGCUCAUGGAUUACGCCCGCAACGUCCACGAGGAAUUCUGAGCUUCCUCCCCCUUUUCCAGAACUUUCUGUUCCACUCCCAACCCCCCCCCCCCAAAAAAAAAAUCCCCCCAGGGAAAAAGGAUUCGGCCGAGCGGCGGGAAUCGCUCGUCGCGGAUUUGCCGUCCGGCCCCGCGGGCUGCAGCUCCUUGGAGAGGUUUUUCCUGCUGGAAAAAAAUGGUGGGAAUUCCUGGAUCCAGGUAGUUUUCCUCCUCGGUUUGGGGGGGUUGAAGCCAGCUGGAGUUCUGGCUGGUCUGGGUGAGAGGAUUCUGGAAUAUUCCCUGGUUUCCUUCAGCUGCUGACGCGAGGGCAUCCCAAAUAAAACCGGGAUUUUGGGAAUUUUGGUUUCCCUCAGCUGCUGAUGUGAGGGCAUCCCAAAUAAAACCUGGAUUUUGGGAAUUUUGGUUUCCCUCAGCUGCUGAUGCGAGGGCAUCCCAAAUAAAACCUGGAUUUUGGGAAUUUUGGUGGUUCCAAGGAAUGUUUGAUCUCCUGGGAACUGCCCUCUCAGCUGCUGAUGUGAGGGCAUCCCAAAUAAAACUUGGGAUUUUGGGAAUUUUGGUGGUUCCAAGGAAUGCUUGUCCUCCACACCCAAUUCCAUUUGGGAAAUUCCUGAAAUUUAUUCCCUUGUUGCCCUCACAGCUGCUGAUGCAGGGAAUCCCAAAUAAAACCUGGAUUUUGGGAAUUUUGGUGGUUCCAAGGAAUGUUUGAUCUCCUGGGAAUUGCCCUCUCAGCUGCUGAUGCAGGGAAUCCCAAAUAAAACCUGGAUUUUGGGAAUUUUGGUGGUUCCAAGGAAUGUUUGUCCUCCACACCCAAUUCCAUUUGGGAGGCUCCGUAAAUAUUUGUUUCCCUCAGCUGCUGAUCCAGGGAAUCCCAAAUAAAACCUGGAUUUGUUGGGAGUUCAGUGGAAUUUUUUCAGGGAGCUGUGGGGAAGAAUUUAUUUGAAAUGUUACAGAAGAACUUUUUUUGGAAUUAAAUUUUAAAAAUAAAAUAGCAUUAAUUAAGAUUAAAUUAAUAUAAAAUGACAUUGUUUUGUUGACAUCUGCACUGGGAAGGGAGAUUAUGGCUUUAAGAAAAUCAGAUUUUGGUCAAAAAUCAAACAAUUGGGAAGUGUUUUUGGGAAUUUAAGCUGUUGGACAGAGCAGUGGAAUUCCCAUGGAGUUUGAUGGCUGCUUAAUUAAUAUUCACUGCUAAAAUUAAUGAGCUCUGUGCUAAUUAAUGCUGUUAAUGAGCUGCUGCUGAUGAUUUGGGGGUAAUUCCAGGCUUUGGGUGAGCUCUUUCCCAAAUAAAAUUGAUUUUUUCCCUCUGCUUCCAUCUUUCCUGGGAAAAACCCCUCCUUGGGAAAGAAUUCCUGAAAAUCUGAGAUGUUUUAUUUGAUUAAAUUUAUUCUUAAUAUAAUGUAAAUACAGGAAUUGCUGUCCCUCUUUCCCUCUCCCUGCUCUUUAUUUGAUGUUUUUAUUAAAUUCCUUGGAUAAAAGAUUUUAUAUCCUUU
Molecule: messenger RNA, 2653 nt
Organism: Motacilla alba alba
Lineage: Eukaryota; Metazoa; Chordata; Aves; Passeriformes; Motacillidae
Gene: SDF4
Product: stromal cell derived factor 4
Exons: 6
Coding region: 97-1167 (356 amino acids)
Biological process (GO): calcium-ion regulated exocytosis
Cellular component (GO): endoplasmic reticulum
Molecular function (GO): calcium ion binding
Source: RefSeq, a predicted model, not a curated record